AUGACAAACAUCCGAAAAAAACACCCAUUAAUUAAAAUCAUCAAUGAAUCCUUCAUUGAUCUCCCAGCCCCAUCCAAUAUUUCAUCAUGAUGAAACUUCGGAUCCCUACUUGGAGUAUGCCUAAUAAUUCAAAUCCUAACAGGCUUAUUUCUAGCCAUACACUACACAUCAGACACAACUACAGCAUUCUCAUCAGUAACACACAUCUGCCGAGACGUCAACUACGGCUGACUUAUCCGAUAUAUACACGCAAACGGAGCCUCAAUAUUCUUCAUCUGCUUAUUCCUUCAUGUAGGACGAGGAAUAUAUUAUGGGUCAUACACAUUCAUAGAAACAUGAAACAUUGGAGUUGUACUAUUAUUUGCUGUAAUAGCAACAGCAUUCAUAGGAUAUGUACUUCCAUGAGGACAAAUAUCCUUUUGAGGAGCCACAGUAAUUACCAACCUAUUAUCAGCUAUCCCCUAUAUCGGAACAACCUUGGUAGAGUGAAUCUGAGGAGGAUUCUCAGUAGACAAAGCAACCCUAACACGAUUCUUCGCAUUCCACUUCAUCUUACCUUUCAUCAUCACAGCCCUAGUAGUAGUCCACCUAUUAUUCCUACAUGAAACAGGAUCUAACAACCCAUCAGGCCUAAACUCAGACGCAGAUAAAAUUCCAUUUCACCCCUACUACACUAUUAAAGAUAUUUUAGGAAUCCUCCUACUAUUAAUAGUUCUCAUAAUUUUGGUUUUAUUUUUCCCAGAUAUUCUCGGAGACCCCGAUAAUUACACUCCUGCAAAUCCACUUAAUACCCCAGCACACAUUAAACCAGAAUGAUACUUCCUCUUCGCCUACGCCAUCCUACGCUCAAUCCCCAAUAAACUAGGAGGAGUAAUAGCCCUAGUCCUCUCAAUCCUAAUCCUAGCCCUCCUACCUCUACUACAAACCUCAAAACAACGAGGAUUAAUAUUUCGACCUAUCUCCCAAACCCUAUUCUGAAUUCUAGUAGCUAACCUCUUUAUCCUCACAUGAAUUGGAGGUCAGCCCGUUGAACACCCAUUCGUUAUAAUUGGACAGCUAGCCUCAAUCAGCUACUUCACCAUUAUUAUUAUCUUAAUACCCGUAGCAGGAAUGAUUGAGAACAACAUACUAAAAUUCACCCAUU
Messenger RNA from Peromyscus maniculatus bairdii (prairie deer mouse), 1144 nucleotides. The record is from the annotation of a RefSeq genome assembly. NCBI's taxonomy places the organism in Eukaryota, Metazoa, Chordata, Mammalia, Rodentia, Cricetidae.